UUUCAAAUACCCAUAGGCCAUAGCUGUGUUGUGUCGGUCCGAGAGACUAGAGCGAGAGAGACGGGAGGGAGACGGAGAGGGAUGUACCUGAAGAAGGCGUUUUGGAACGAGGUACCGAAAUCGGAAACCCAGAGUGGUGAUAAACUGUCGGAAACGACGUCUCCGGUGACUGAUCUUGUGAGCUCACUCGACGAUCAGAGACUCUACAGAGAGGUAACUCUCGCACUACGAACCGGACUCCGUGACGCACGCUCCGAUUUCUCGUUCCUUCGACUACAUGGCCUUCGCAACAUCCUCAAAUUCCUUCGAUCUGUUGCGGCCUCUGAUUCCACCAUCAAUCUUUUCUGCCACACCCAAACGAUUCCCGAUCUCCAAGUGGUCCCAGUUCUGUUUCAAUACUCAUUACAAGAAUGUGAGGAUCAGAUAGUGAGCAAUUUGGAUCACAUCUUCAGUGUUGAACCCUUGAAGAUAAAAAGUCCUUCAACUGAUGCUGAAGUUUCUCUAGCACUAAGAGUCUUGGAAGGAUGUUGUCUGCUCCACAAAGAGAGCACUGUUUUAGCCCAUCAGUUCAAGGCAAUUCAGGUGUUGAUGAACAUAUUAGCAACACGAGGAGUACUUGAGCAAGGUGCAUGCUUAGAUGCUCUUAUCUCAAUAAUGCUGGACUCAUCCGUGAAUCAAAUGGAUUUUGAGGAAUGCAAUGGCAUUGAGGAAGUUGCGUUGAUUAUAGGGGACAAACAAAUAGAUGAGAAUUUGAGGCUGAAAUGUGGGGAGUUCUUGUUGUUGCUGAUUGGGCAUGUAAAUGGGAGGGAAGGAGCACCAAUGGCAGGGAUACAUGAUGAUGUGAGGCGUCUGUUGGGAGAGAAAUCUGCAUCAUUGAUUUGGGCUGCAAGCCAGUUUGGAUCCACACUUGAUCCAGACCAAAGACUCACAGCUCUUCACAUCCAAGCUCGCAGGGUGCUUGAGUCCCUAGACCUAUAUUGAAUUUCACCUCACAAAUUCCAACAUUUGUUGUAGGCUCUGUAGCUCACAUCAAUUGUAGAUAUGGAAAAAUAUGUAUCUGUGUUAUGAAUUAUAUUGAAUCUGAUAGAUGAUGCGUGUGUUGUUACCUUUACAACAAGACUAUUUUUAAUGCAUGUAUCACAUUUUAAAGGAAUGUGCUUCUUUCAACC
Molecule: messenger RNA, 1169 nt
Organism: Lactuca saligna
Lineage: Eukaryota; Viridiplantae; Streptophyta; Magnoliopsida; Asterales; Asteraceae
Source: the annotation of a GenBank genome assembly